This is a messenger RNA of Hydatigera taeniaeformis, 240 nucleotides long. Lineage: Eukaryota; Metazoa; Platyhelminthes; Cestoda; Cyclophyllidea; Taeniidae. The record is from the annotation of a GenBank genome assembly.
AUACCAAUUUCUCAAAUGUCGCGGUUUAUCUCUCCUCUAAAUCCUGCCACAUAUUCUACUCUGGGAGUGCUUUUAACCGCUGUUGGCGUCUUUUUCAUGGCUUGGUUCUUUGUGUACGAAAUUACCGGGACGAAAUACGUGCGAGAACUAUUCAAGGAGGUUCUUAUCGCAGUCGUUGCCUCCAUUUUCAUGGGCGCUGGACUUUUAUUUGUCGCCCUUUGGGUCGGUAUUUACGUGUAA